GCCUCUCCCUCCUUCAAAAGUGUUAUGUCGCACCCUGGCGUUGUUUACAUUGGGGCUGCGGUGGCAUUCAUCUUGACUCUUGCUUAUAGCUAUGCGCGCCGCCGUUACGCAAUUCCCCUGCCGCCAGGGCCUAAACCAUGGCCCAUAAUAGGAAAUCUCUUCGAUAUGCCGACCAAGUUCGAGUGGGAGCAAUAUGCAAGCUGGGGGAGGGAAUUCAACAGCAGCGUGGUUCACCUUUGCGUUGCCGGCCAGUCGAUCAUCGUACUCAAUUCGUAUGACGACUGUAUCGAGCUACUGGAAAAGCGCUCGAAGUUAUACUCCAGCCGCCCGCCACUCGCAAUGGCGAUGGACAUCAUGAAGAUGUAUUACAAUAUGGCUCUACUACCCUACGGCGAUAGGUGGCGCGCGCGUCGCCGCUUGGUUCACGGAAUGAUGCACAAGACUGCUUCCGCUCAGUACCAUCCUCUCGAAUUGAAGGCGACCCAUUCUUUCCUUCGUGCGAUGCUGGCUGCUGGAGAAGAUGAUCUCGAGUGCGAGUUGCGACACAUGGCGGCUAUCGUCAUCCUAGGCGCCGCAUAUGGCCUCGACAUCCCUACGAAGGACGAUCCCCACGUUGUAGAGGCUGAAGCGGCCUUGCGCAUCAUCUCGGAAGUGUCAAUGCCAGGCAACUACCUCGUCAAUGUUCUUCCCUUCCUAAAGCAUCUGCCCGAAUGGUUUCCGGGCGCUGACUUUCAACGUCAAGCUCGUGAAUGGGGCGACACGGUCCAAUGUGUGGUUGAGAAACCAUUUCAAGAGGUUAAGCAGAGAACGAUACCGCUGAUGCCCUCCUUCACUUCAAUUGCCCUCGAAAAAGGCGUCGAGGAUGAUAUCAUCCGGGACGCGGCUGGGACCAUGUACAAUGCCGGUACAGAUACAACCAUGGUCACUGUCGAGAACUUCAUACUCGCCGCACUCGACAAUCCGUCUCUACAGACUCGAGCACAAGCAGAGCUUGAUAGCGUUCUUGGUCCCCUGCAGACGUCCAGCGGGCUGCCAGGCCGUCUCCCGGAGAUGUCGGACGAAUCACAGCUCCCAUUCGUUACAGCGCUCGUGAUGGAGACCUUCCGUUGGAAGGCGGUGACACCCAUUGCUCUUCCGCACAUGUAUAGUGGCGAGCAGCCUGACAUAUACAAGUCGUAUGCCAUCCCAAGAGGCUCCAUCGUCAUUCCCAAUGUCUGGGCCAUGCUACGAGACGAGUCGAUCUACCCGGAACCAGAUGUUUUCAAGCCUGAACGUUUCCUCAACGCCGACGGGACACUCAACACGAGCGUGCGCAACCCAGAUGAGAUCGCGUUCGGGUUUGGUCGCCGCAUCUGUCCUGGACGUCGAAUGGCAUAUGCAUCGACGUGGAUUAUGGUCGCGUCGAUCCUGCGCGUUUAUAGCAUCGAAAAGGUCAAAGGGCCGGAUGGGGCUUUCAUCGAGCCUAGCUAUGAGUGGAAGUCUGGAUUGAUCCCGACACCGAAGCCUUUCAAGUGCCAUUUUGUCCCCCGCGGCGCAGAGGCAGUGGCCUUGAUUCGGUCAACGGAGUUUAUGCAUGGGUAAAGUCGAGACUCGAUUGUGAUCUCAUGUAAUCCCUGUAUAUGUGCACCACAUCGGCCGCGAACGAUAUCAUACGCGACUUACCUAUCGUAGUGCGCUUCGUCAUUUCGAGAGCUCUGAUAGCCAUAGCUACGCAUCAUCGUUGGGAUAGUUUACAUGCAUUUCCUUGCGAUGGAGACAGGCGACUAAUUAUACACGACGUUGCUUCCCAAAGGCGAGCAGACUGAACGACGCUCAGGCAUAGCAAAGGACGCGGUAAACCUCGAUCUUCUUCUCCUUCCCGCCGUAAGGGAUGAGCGCG
This is a messenger RNA of Schizophyllum commune H4-8, 1879 nucleotides long. RefSeq names its product cytochrome P450. Bases 25 to 1581 code for a protein of 518 amino acids. NCBI's taxonomy places the organism in Eukaryota, Fungi, Basidiomycota, Agaricomycetes, Agaricales, Schizophyllaceae. The transcript is spliced from 15 exons. The record is from RefSeq and is a predicted model, not a curated record. Gene Ontology annotation, molecular function: heme binding; monooxygenase activity; iron ion binding.